Messenger RNA from Cinclus cinclus, 2007 nucleotides. RefSeq names its product all-trans-retinol 13,14-reductase-like. The transcript is spliced from 11 exons. Gene Ontology annotation, molecular function: oxidoreductase activity. The record is from RefSeq and is a predicted model, not a curated record. NCBI's taxonomy places the organism in Eukaryota, Metazoa, Chordata, Aves, Passeriformes, Cinclidae. Bases 1 to 2007 code for a protein of 668 amino acids.
AUGUGGCCCAUGCUGCUGCUGUUGCUGCCGGUGGCCCUGGCCAUGCUGGCCCUGGGCCGGGUGGCCCAUCGGCUGCUGGCCCCAUCUGGCAACCCCUUCGCAGGGCCGCCCCUGGAGCCACCACGGCCACUGGUGACUGACCAGCGCGCCCGGGACAGGGUCCUGAAGCAGGGGUUCAGCGUCCAGCGCGUGCCGGACCAGCUGGACGCCGUGGUCAUCGGCAGUGGCGUGGGGGGCCUGGCGGUGGCCGCCACCCUGGCCAAGGCAGGCCGGCGGGUGCUGGUGCUGGAGCAGCACGACCAGGCCGGUGGGUGCUGCCACACCUUCCAGCAGCACGGCAUCGAGUUCGACGUGGGCAUCCACUACGUGGGGCAGCUGCACGAGGGGAGCCUCCUGCGGGUGGCCCUGGACCAGGUGACAGACGGGCAGCUCUGCUGGCACCGCCUGCCUGACCCCUACGACGAGGUGACCCUGGGACCCCAGCGCUACCUGCUGCGCUCCGGCAAGGUGGCCUUUGUCACUGCGCUGGAGGAGCAGUUCCCCGCUGAGAAGGAGGCCAUCAGGGAGUUCAUGAAGCUCUCUAAGGUGCGACCCUGCAGUCACCUCUCCAUGGGGGUGGCACGUCCCCAAGGAGGGGACAGCUUGGGAUACGGGGUGGGGAUGGUGGCGCAGGUGGGGACGUGGCUGAUGGGUGGACGUGGUGGGGAACGGGCUGUGGGAACAGUGGGGACACAAGUGACCGUCGUGGAGGGGACGUUGGUGAUGGUGGCCUCGCGGCACGCGGCGCUGCUGGCCCUGCUGAAGCUGUCGCCGCGCUGGCUCGUCACCCUCCUGCUCCGCUCGGGGCUCCUGCCCCGCCUGUCCCCCGUGUUCCGCAUGGCGACCACCAGCCACAGCCAGGCCGCGGCUCGCCUCACCUCCAACCACGACCUGCGUGCCCUCUUCGGAUACCUCUUCUACGGCACGGCCCCGCGGGACUCGAGCUUCCUGGUGAGCGCUCUCAUGGUUCACCACUAUCAGCGCGGGGCCUGGUACCCGCGGGGGGGGGCGAGCGAGGUCGCGUUCCACGCCGUGCCCGUCAUCGAGCGCGCGGGGGGGGCCGUGCUCGUGCGCGCCCCCGUCACGCGCGUGCUCGUCAGCUCCACCGGCACCGCUAUGGGGGUGGCGGUGCGGGCGGGGCCCGGGCAAGAGGAGCUGCAGAUCCGCGCCCCCCUCGUCAUCUCCGACGCCGGGGUCUUCAACACCUUCGGGAAGCUUCUGCCCCCCCACGUCCGCAGCCACCCCGGUGUCCGCUCCCGCCUGGCCAUGGUGCGGCCGGGCAUGGGCUCCUUCCUGGUGUUCGUGGGGCUGCGGGGCAGCGCGGCCGAGCUGGGGCUGCCCCCCACCAACUUCUGGAUCUACCCCCACAACGACCUGGAUGCCAUGAUGACCCAGUACGCUGCCCUGAGCCGCGACGACGUCCCCGACAACUUGGCCAUGAUGUUCAUCACCUUCCCCGCCGCCAAGGACCCCACGUACGAGCAGCGGCACCCAGGCAGGUCCUGCAUGACCAUCCUGACCAUGGCACGGUACGAGUGGUUCGAGGAGUGGGCCGGGAGCCGGCCCCGGCACCGCGGCCCCGAGUACCAGCGGUACAAGAUGGACAUCGCCCAGCGGCUGCUGGACAGGGCCCUGCUCCGCUUCCCGCACCUGCGGGACAAGGUGGAGUUCGUGGAGGCGGCGACCCCGCUGACGAACCAGCACUACCUGGGGGCAGCGCGGGGGGAGAUGUACGGCACCGAGCACGACCUGCGCCGCUUCAGCCCCGCCGUGGUGGCCGCCCUGAGACCCGACACGCCCGUGAGGAAUCUCUACCUGACAGGGCAGGACGUGUUCUCCUGCGGGCUGGCGGGGGCCGUGCACGGGGGGCUGCUCUGCGCCUCGGCCAUCCUGGGCCGCCUGCUCUACCUGGACCUGCUGCUCCUCAAGAGGAAAAUCAAACGGCGCCAGGGCCGGCACACGGCGUGA